Brugia pahangi is the source of this 621-nucleotide messenger RNA. NCBI's taxonomy places the organism in Eukaryota, Metazoa, Nematoda, Chromadorea, Rhabditida, Onchocercidae. The record is from the annotation of a GenBank genome assembly.
AUGGUUUUUAUGGUGUUAGUAUCCUGUGCUAUGUGCUUCACAUUAUUGGAAAAAUCAGAAAUGCCAAUCAGUUUACGUUCAGAUGAAGAUAAAGUGACAGUGCAGUACAUUCCAACAAAAAUUCCAACAACAGAUGCAGCUGUUUCCACGGAUCCUGUAUUAAUAGAUAAUCAAUCAGUAGAGAAGGUUGAAGUGGGUGUCAAUACCAUUAUAGAAAUUAGUAGCAACAUGGCGGAUGGUAGUUCAAGUUCAAAUACAACAUCUGAUAAUAGCGCCGGACAGUUACCAAAGCGAUUUUUUGACAUUGUUUUACAAAGGCCUUCAUUGAGGAUUGUAUCUUUACGACCAGACGGAAGUAUUGUCCCUACAAUUAAUUCAGCUUCACCAAAUUUUCCCAGUAUCCGAGAAUGGACACCACUGGCUAAUGAAGGGAGCGCAGAAAAAUCAGACGUAGCUUCAGAAGCGGAGCUUUGCAACAUGGCAAGUGAAUCAAACUUAAUUCAUUCAGGAGACAGUGGAAUGGAAAAGUUAGAUAGUGUCUCAGCAUCAGCAUCACGACCUGACCCUUUCGAAGAAGAUUUAAAUACUCUGGCGAACAUUUCACCGCUUCCACAUUCUUAA